AUGGUGGCGGCAUCCGCCGUGUCGGAGCUCGCGCAGUAUAGCUCGUGUGAAGUCGCGGAUGCGCUGAUCAAGCUCAAGCUGCCGCACGGUGGCUACCUGCCUGGCCUGGAGCUGUAUUCGCCGCAGCCGAUGGCGGGCGCCACGUCGGUUUGCGGACCGGCGUUUACGGUCAAGAUGGUGUGGCAGAGCGAGGUGCAUGCGCCGCGGCUAUCGAAGCACUUUAUGGAUGUGGCGGAGCGAGACUCGAUCAUGCUGAUAUCUGCGCCGUCCUCGGCGCGGUCUGCGGUGUGGGGUGGCCUGAUGACGGCGCGGGCCCAGAGCGUGGGUGUGCGGGGCGUCGUGAUCGAUGGGCGGUGCCGUGAUCUGGCCGAGCACCGCGACGCGGGGUUUCCGGUCUUUGCGCGCGGCCACUCGGUGCUGGGUCAGUCGCCCUUUACGCGGCCGAGUGAGGUGCAGGUGCCGCUGGUGCUGGCUGAUCCGACGGUGCCGCUGGAUGCGCAGGGCCAGCCUGUGUUUCCGCCCGUGACGGUGCAUCCGGGCGAUAUCCUGUUGGGCGACGUGGACGGCGUGGUCUGUGUGCCCCAGCCGCUCGUUGGGCAGGUCGUCGAGAUCGCCCGGCAUGGCCGGCACGUCGACGAGCUGUGUAGGCAGGAUCUGCGGGCGGGUCGAGGCAUGCAGGAGACGUUGGCUGUGCGCCGCGGGACGUAG
Malassezia restricta is the source of this 708-nucleotide messenger RNA. Its product is annotated as demethylmenaquinone methyltransferase. The transcript has a single exon. Lineage: Eukaryota; Fungi; Basidiomycota; Malasseziomycetes; Malasseziales; Malasseziaceae. The coding region runs from base 1 to 708 and encodes 235 amino acids. The record is from RefSeq and is a predicted model, not a curated record.